Messenger RNA from Stylonychia lemnae, 879 nucleotides. The record is from the annotation of a GenBank genome assembly. Lineage: Eukaryota; Ciliophora; Spirotrichea; Sporadotrichida; Oxytrichidae.
AUGGAAAAAGGGACGAAAUUACUUUCAAAAUUUGUGAUUUUAAAUAAUGGUGUAUAAAUUCCAUAGAUAGGAUUCGGAACAUAUUAAAUUAGCACACCUGAGCCAAUUUAAUAUGCUCUUAUUGCAGGUUACAGAUUAAUUGAUAGUGCAGCAGGUUAUAGAAAUGAAAAAAUGAUUGGAGAUUAAGUAAAAUAAUUCAUGAAGUAAAGUGGAGUGCCAAGAGAUCAAAUUUAUAUUACUAGCAAAAUCUCUCCUGACCAAAUGGGAAUAACCAAAUCUUAGUAAUGUAUUGAUAACUCCUUGAGGAGCUUUGAUUUGAAUUACAUUGAUUUAAUGCUGAUUCAUUAUCCAGGGACUAAAGGUCUAAAGAAAAAUGAUCCUUUAAAUAAGUAAAACAGAAUUGAAACUUGGAGAGUGCUUGAGGAAUAUGUAGGAAAAGGGUUGAUAAAAUCAAUUGGUGUCUCAAAUUUUACAAAGACUCAUUUAGAGUAGAUACUUGAAAUUGCUUAAGUGAAGCCUGUAAUUAAUUAAAUAGAGCUACAUCCAUUGUAUGUUGAAAAAGAGACUAUAAAUUAUUGCAAUAAAAAUUAAAUACUAGUUGAGGCUUAUUCCCCACUGGCUCGAUAUAAUGAAUAGUUAGUAAAAGAUUAAAGGAUCAUAGAUAUUUCUUAAGAAAUUAAUUAAAGUGUUAGCCAGACUAUUCUAAAGUGGCAUUUGGAAAAAAAUUUUAUUCCAUUGCCAAAAAGUGUAAAUUUUGAGAGAAUUAACGAAAAUAUUCAGCUUGAUGGAUUUGAUUUAAACAAAGAACAAAUUGAGGUUAUUGAUUAAUUAUCAGAAUUUUAAAAUAAAGUGUGUUGGGAUCCAAGGGAUGUAGAGUGA